UCUGAGGCAGGGGAGGACUCCUCGGACCAUGGCGGGAGGCCUGGUCGGGUGCGAGCUGCGGGCUCGACAGGGCCGCUGCGGGCCUCAGGCUUCCAGGGCCGCAGUUCGGGACGUGGCCGCCGAGGCUGCAGCGCGAAGCCCCAAACCGCCUGCCCAGAGCUGGCGGCGCUUGGAGGCGGCCGGCCAGUGGGCCCUGCUGGCUCUGGUGACGCUGCUGUCCUUCGCCACCCGCUUCCACCGUCUGGACCAGCCGCCGCACAUCUGUUGGGAUGAGACUCACUUUGGAAAAAUGGGAAGUUACUAUAUCAACCGCACCUUUUUCUUUGAUGUGCACCCACCUCUGGGAAAGAUGCUGAUAGGUCUUGCUGGCUACCUGAGCGGAUAUGAUGGUACCUUUUUGUUCCAGAAGCCUGGAGACAAAUAUGAGCAUCACAACUACAUGGGAAUGAGAGGAUUCUGUGCAUUCCUUGGCUCCUGGCUGAUUCCCUUUGCCUACCUCACAGUCUUGGAUCUGUCCAAGUCCCUCCCAGCAGCAUUGCUCACUGCCGCCCUUCUUACCUUUGACACAGGAUGCCUCACCCUAUCCCAGUACAUCCUCCUUGACCCCAUCCUGAUGUUCUUCAUCAUGGCUGCCAUGCUGAGCAUGGUCAAGUACAACUCCUGUGCGGACAGGCCUUUCUCUGCCCCCUGGUGGUUCUGGCUCAGCCUGACUGGCAUCAGUCUUGCUGGUGCUAUAGGGGUCAAGUUUGUUGGCCUCUUUAUCAUCGUGCAUGUGGGAUUGAACACCAUUUCAGACCUUUGGCACCUGUUUGGAGACCUCAGUCUUUCACUGGUAACUGUGGGAAAACACUUGACUGCUCGUAUCCUGUGUCUCAUAGUACUGCCCCUGGUGCUCUAUGUGGCCAUUUUUGCUGUUCAUAUCACUGUGCUGAAUAAAAGUGGUCCUGGUGAUGGCUUCUUCAGUUCUGCCUUCCAGGCCCGGCUCACAGGGAACAACCUUCACAAUGCUUCCAUCCCUGAACACCUGGCCUAUGGCUCUGUGAUCACUGUCAAGAACCUCCGGAUGGCCAUCGGCUACCUGCACUCCCAUAGGCACCUAUACCCUGAGGGCAUCGGAGCCCACCAGCAGCAAGUCACCACCUAUUUGCACAAAGACUACAAUAAUAUGUGGAUUAUCAAGAAACAUAAUACAAACUCAGAUCCACUAGACCCUUCUCUCCCAGUGGAGUUUGUGAGACAUGGAGACAUCAUUCGACUAGAACACAAAGAGACUUCUCGGAAUUUACACAGUCACCGUCAUGAGGCCCCCCUGACCCGGAAGCACUAUCAGGUCACUGGGUAUGGCAUAAAUGGCACAGGAGACUCAAAUGAUUUCUGGCGGAUUGAGGUUGUAAACAGAAAAUUUGGGAACCGGAUCAAAGUGUUGAGAAGUCGAAUUCGCCUUAUCCACCUGGGCACAGGUUGUGUCCUGGGGUCCUCAGGAAAAGUUCUUCCUAAAUGGGGCUGGGAGCAAUUGGAAGUUACUUGCACUCCAUACCUAAAAGAAACCCUCAGCUCCAUCUGGAAUGUGGAGGACCAUAUCAAUCCUAAACUGCCAAACAUCAGCCUGGAAGUGCUGCAGCCCAGUUUUGCCGAGGUCUUGCUGGAGUCGCACAUGAUCAUGAUCCUGGGCCUGCGUUUCUCAGGGACCAAUGACACAGACUUCCGAGUCUACCUACUUGGCAACCCGGUAGUCUGGUGGCUGAAUCUGGUGAGCAUUGCCCUUUACCUCGUCUUGGGGAGCACCAUUGCCAUUGCCAUGCAAAGAGGGGUGCAGCUGCCCAUGGAGCUGGAAGGGCAAAUCCAGAUGUUGCUGCGAGGAGGUGGCCAGAUGCUGCUUGGCUGGAUGCUCCAUUACUUCCCGUUCUUUCUAAUGGGCCGGAUCCUCUACUUCCACCACUACUUCCCAGCCAUGCUCUUCUCCAGCAUGUUGACAGGCAUCCUGUGGGACAGCCUCCUGCGGCUUUGUGCCUGGGGGUUGGCCUCCUCUCCCCUGGCCAGGGGUGUCUACCCCAUGGGAGUGCUGAGCCUGCUUCUGGUAACUGCCUACAGCUUCUACCUCUUCCACCCUCUGGCUUAUGGGAUGGUUGGUCCCCUAGCCCAGGACCCUGAAAGUCCAAUGGCAGGACUAAGGUGGCUGGAAUCAUGGGACUUUUGAGGCCACUGCAAAGGACUGAGGUCUGGUUCCAGGAACUCUCUGAAGAGAGCCAGCUGCAGAACCAAGUCCUGGACCCUGUCAGCUUGAGGUUGCUAUCCAAGGAGCCCAAAGCAUCGGCCAGGACCAAGCUCUAGGGGCAAACGCAGAUUUCACUCAACACUAACAAACUGCAGCUCUGUCUGCAGUACUCACAAAGGACUGUGUCUCUUGCACCCAAUUCUCCAAGUGUGCAAUAUGAGGAAGGAUGAGUGUGGGAGGGAACGUGUGUGCAGUUCCCUGUGGAGUACAAACUGGACAGCCGAGAAGCAUAAAUUCUGAGAAGUCGUCCAGGGCUGUUGUAACAUUUCCUGGUAUUUUUUCACAUUAGAUCUGGCUUGUAAAAUCUGUAAGAAAUUCUCCGACUUCCAAGAGGGUCUCUUGGGCUGAGAGUGCUGGCUCUGUCUCUGCUGAGGGCCCAGCUUGGGAUGGUCCAAGCUACAUUACCCUUCUUCCCAUAAACAAGCAAAUCAGUGGGGAGCAGGCUCCCCAUGACUUUCCCAAAUACCUUCUGUGGAAGCUGAACUUCUUGCCCAUGAUGCACAUAGAACACCAGGCUCUGAGAACGCCUCACCAGCCUGUGGUUGGCUCUGCCUUAGCCCUUGGUUGCUUCUCUAGUACACUGAGGUUGGUGAGGAAACCAUGUUCUAUCCCAUGGCUACACUGUGUUCCCAGGUCCUGUGUGCCAGAGACCAUUUCUGCUAUCCAGACCUUCCUCUGCAUCCAGCCUGGCCAUGAGCACUGAGACAGAUGCAUUCUCCUGCUGGCUGAGAGAACCUCAGUAGCUAAGAGAGAGGAGUCUGAGUGGGGAACCUUAUAUGAGCCGGGAUUCCUGUGAAAUGUCCAGAUGUGGGAUACUUGGCCUGUUAGGGCCAGUAUUCCUAACUCUGCUGGAUAUUUCACAUUUUACUUUCCUAGCUAUCUCCAGAUGACACCCUCUUGAAACUUCAUAGGGUUUUCCCUUUCUUUGUUACUACUUCACCAGUCUUUCUCCCCGAAGACCCUGAGCACCUAGAAACACAUGACAGCUUCUACAGUCUACCCCUUUGAGCUUAGAGCUCAGAGCUGCUGCUACUUCUUCCCCCAGAGGAAUUAAGAAAACUUUGGGGGUCAGAACCAAACUAACCAAGGCCAGCCCUUUAGCCUGCCUGCCUCCUCUCAGUUGAGGACAAAAUGUUUAUUUGAUCUCAGAAGACUUUGAUGCUUCACGGUUUAAUAAUGACUUUGCCACUCUCAUCUUCCCUCCACUGUAGCUCCCAACAACUCUGACAGGGUCACAGCUCUUUAAAGCAUCUUCAGGAGGCGGUUGCCACGGAGACUGGUAAUUGGUCUCAGGGACAGGCUGUGCUACCUACAGAGUGGUGAGGAGGAAAGCUUCUGGGCUGUGUUUGGCUGCUCAGACCAAGCAUCAUUAAUGUUAAUAGAGGAAAUGCAGCUAUGUCAAAAGCAAGGCAGGGCCGUUAAUUAGAUCUGAGGCCCACUGACCUCCCUUUCCCAGGGCUAUAGCCCUUUUGACUUCCCCUAGCAGGAAGCCCAGCCUGUGCCCCGAGUCUGGGCUGCCUGCUUAAUUGCAUUUCUGGCAGGGAUGGAGAAACUCUGUCCUAACUCUCCCUCCCUUUCCUCCCUUCUGCAAGCAGAGCUAGUUUCUGCUGUGCACGAGUAGGGCGCCAUCUGGGUGGGGUUUUUUAGAGGUAAAAUGCAGGGAUUUGCUUGGCUCUUAGCAACGGUGGCCCAUGAUGACAAGCCUGUGUCUUCUUACUUCCAAGAGGAACUUGUUGGAAGAGAGGAGCUGUAUAGGAGCCCAGGGGCAUCCAUCCCCUAAGUGAGGAUGAGGAAGGAGCAAGCUCAGCUAGCUUCCUGUCUACCCUUCUAAUAUGACCAUCUUGGGGACAAAAGUUCCCUUCUUUCUUUCCCUACUUUGCUGGGAUGGAGGAGAGAGACCUCCCACCCACUCCCUCUGCUUCCAUGCCCGAGCUGUUCCCUGGGAACAGAGCUGCCUGGUGUGCUAGCCAUGGCUCAGGUUCUGUUUGGAAGAUGCUGAAAACAAUAGCCAUGGCAAGGGGGAAGGGGACUGCUUCAGGAGUGGGCUGUAGCCUGUAGCCCUUGGGAAUGUGACAUCUCAAACUGCUGUCAGACAGCCCAACCUCCAGCCAGUGUCUUGAGCCACAUUAUAUUUUUUUCUAAGUUGCUGGAGUUACUCAGAGGCCAUUUACUUUUGUAAUAAAUAGCUCUUGUUUUUAAUGCCA
Messenger RNA from Dipodomys ordii (Ord's kangaroo rat), 4479 nucleotides. RefSeq names its product protein-O-mannosyltransferase 2 (gene Pomt2). Gene Ontology annotation, biological process: protein O-linked glycosylation via mannose; phosphoenolpyruvate-dependent sugar phosphotransferase system. The record is from RefSeq and is a predicted model, not a curated record. The transcript has 20 exons. Gene Ontology annotation, molecular function: dolichyl-phosphate-mannose-protein mannosyltransferase activity. Bases 29 to 2197 code for a protein of 722 amino acids. Lineage: Eukaryota; Metazoa; Chordata; Mammalia; Rodentia; Heteromyidae. Gene Ontology annotation, cellular component: endoplasmic reticulum; membrane.